This is a messenger RNA of Musca vetustissima, 1239 nucleotides long. Its product is annotated as macrophage mannose receptor 1-like. Gene Ontology annotation, molecular function: signaling receptor activity. The record is from RefSeq and is a predicted model, not a curated record. Bases 1 to 1239 code for a protein of 412 amino acids. Lineage: Eukaryota; Metazoa; Arthropoda; Insecta; Diptera; Muscidae. The transcript has 6 exons.
AUGCGAGCCGUAAUUAUUCUCUGUACUCUAAUCACAUUAGCUCGCAGUUCUCCCGUGGAGAAGUGGCAUCGAAGCAGUGAUGGGUGUCUUUAUUACGUCGAACAUGAAAUGAAGUUCAAUUGGUACCAAGCCUGGGAGGAAUGUCUUAAUAAAAAUAUGACCCUGAUUACCCUUGACACAUUCUAUAAACAACAACAAAUUGAUGGUUUAAUCGAAAUGAAUUAUCGUAAAAAAUUAACAUUCUGGUUGGCGGCCCAUGAUAAUGCGGUAGAUAAACGUCACGUUUGGUCUACAACCGGCAAAGUGUUAUCCUUCACCAAUUGGGCCAAGGAUCAUCCGAAUUAUGCGGCCAAUGAUCAUUGCCUUUUGAUUCAUGACAGCACUGGUCAGUGGCAUGAUUUUCCAUGUGCUACCAAAUUGGGAUUUGUAUGCGAAAUUCGGCAAUGUACAAAUAAUCGAAAUUCGGCAGAUUUGGAGAAUGGUGAAUUGUUAAAAGAACUGCAAAAACACAAUUUAAAUAUUGUCAAUAUAUUUGGUAGUCCACUGGCUGGCCAAUUGUAUUCCUCCGCAGCCAUUUCGGAAUUUGUCAAAACUGAAGAUGGCGACGAGUUUUACAUAGAAACCGAAAAUAAGUACAAUUGGUAUGAGGCCUUGAGUAAUUGUGUCCUUCUCAAAAUGGCUCUGGUUGCCGUUGAUUCCGAAGCGAAGCAUACAAAACUGGCCAACCUGCUGAGUGAAUAUGAGAAUCUUCGAAUUUGGAUCGGUGGUCAUGACAACAAAAUUAGCCGUCAAUUCGAAUGGAUAUCGAGCAGUCUGCCAUUUGUAUAUACCAAAUGGCGAGCAGGCGAACCAAGUAAAUCUGGAGAACGCUGUGUAGAAAUGGUUUAUCCCAAUUUGGAAUGGAAUGAUUUGCUGUGUGAUCAACGUCUUGGAUAUAUUUGUGAAGAGAUUCCAGCUAUUACCGAUAUUAAAAGGGAAAUGAAACUGUUAACGGAUUCAUAUGAACAUCAACUAGGGCAAAUCGGAACUAAGGAAAAUAACGUAAAGGACCAACAUCACGAAUGCGAUAUGCCAACAUAUAUGGCAGACAUGUGGAAAGAGCUGGAACGCUGGGGCCUAUCUAUCAACGACAAAUUAUCUCAGCUUUUAAAAAAUGCCUUAACAUCGACCUCAUCCUCUGAAAAUGAUGAACAAUUGAUAUUGGUAGAAGCGACUCCACGGAUAAGCAUGGAUAACUAG